UCACAACCACGUUUAGGUUGUAAGUUUUUGGGUGUUUGAGACGGCAUCGUUUUAGGGAAGUGACAGAGGAGACUGUAGAGGCGCAGUGAGAGUUCAGUCACGAGAAUGAAGGCGUUGGGAUGGUGGCUGAUAGCGGUGGGCACGCUUCGAUUGGCUUCGGUGUGGUUCGGUUUCUUCGACAUUUGGGCUCUUCGACUCGCCGUCUUCUCCAACACCACAAUGACUGAAGUUCAUGGACGCACAUUUGGAACUUGGACAUUGUUGACCUGCACCCUUUGCUAUAUUUGCGCAUUCAACCUUGAAAAUAAGCCUCUUUACCUGGCUACUUUCUUGUCAUUCAUCUAUGCAUUGGGACAUUUCUUGACAGAAUACUUAAUUUAUCGCACAAUGGAGAUUAAGAAUCUAACUACUGUUGGCAUAUUUGCAGGAACAUCGAUAGUAUGGAUGCUGUUGCAAUGGAAUUCUCACUCGAAAAUCCACUUGAAACACUUUUAGUAAGCAAAAAGAGUUGGGGCAAAAGUACAAUUGGUGGUAUUCAACUGUGUAAAAUACAGGAGACACGCAGCCUUAGAUAUGUUUUCCGUUUUUUAGAUUUUAUUUAUCCACAUUUCAAGUUGAUUUCGCCACCCAUUGCGGUUUAAGAAGUCAUGAAUGCGGCGCUUACCUUGUUAACCUAUCCUUAAAAUGCAAAUUAUUAUUGCCUUUGGGCCGUUUUGCACUAGUUGAUAUUAAGAAAUGAGAACCCUGGUGUUUUAGAAUUUUGAA
Vigna umbellata (rice bean) is the source of this 765-nucleotide messenger RNA. It is a transcript of the gene ERG28, whose product is annotated as ergosterol biosynthesis protein. Gene Ontology annotation, molecular function: protein-macromolecule adaptor activity. Gene Ontology annotation, cellular component: endoplasmic reticulum; membrane. The record is from RefSeq and is a predicted model, not a curated record. NCBI's taxonomy places the organism in Eukaryota, Viridiplantae, Streptophyta, Magnoliopsida, Fabales, Fabaceae.